AUGCUUCAAUCGAAAACUGUGAAGGGUGUUAUUCAAUUGUAUAAUGAAUUAAUUUCAAUGUCAGAUGCAUUUCCACAAACGUUAAAAAUGAUAACCAAUGCCAUAACUAUGCCAAUUUCACAAGUAACUUGUGAGAGAUCAUUUUCAAAGAUGAAAUUAAUUAAGAAUUAUCUUCGAAAUUCAAUGACAAAUGAACGUUUGAGUGACUUAACAGUAAUGGCUAUUGAACGGGAUUUUGAGAUAAAUUAUGAAAGUGUAAUUGAUAAAUUUUCUAGCAAUCAUGGAAAUUGUAGAAUUUUAUUGCUUUAA
Rotaria socialis is the source of this 309-nucleotide messenger RNA. The record is from the annotation of a GenBank genome assembly. NCBI's taxonomy places the organism in Eukaryota, Metazoa, Rotifera, Eurotatoria, Philodinida, Philodinidae.